CUGUCAAUGAUUUCAAGGUCUUGGUGUUUGAACAUGUAGGAAAAUGGAGCUGUUUGUGGUGUUUCUGUUCCUUCUUUACGCAUCUCGGGAGUCUUUGACUGUAAAAGUGGAGGUUUAUAAGGGAGGUCUGUCGUUCUGCCCUGCCAGUACAGCCAAGUAUUAGAAGAGAUUCUCACAGUGAAAUGGAGCCGCUAUGAUCUCAAUCCCAACACUGUACAUCAACAGCGAGAAGGAGACGACCUACAUUCACAAAAUCAACUUUUCAAAGGACGAACAUCAAUGACGCCUCUUUCUCUAGAUUCUGGCGACUUCAGCCUCACUUUGAAAAAACCCCAACUUUCUGACAGCGGGAUCUAUAUCUGCAGUAUCACUGAUGAUGGAGAAAAAAAGCUAUCAGACGUGCAGCUCCAUGUCAAAGUUUUGCUCCCAGCCUCUAAGGAUGCUUUGACCGUAAAGGUGGAGGUUCAGUGGGCCCAAUUUGUUGUGCUUCCCUGUCAGUACCAUCAAGUAUUGGAAGAGAUUGUUACAGUGAAAUGGAGCCGCUAUGAUCUUAAUCCCAACACUGUCCAUCAAAGACGAGAAGGAGACGACCUACGUGGACAAAAUCAGAUUUUCAAUGGACGAACAUCAAUGAGAGCCGAUGCUCUGGCCUCUGGUGACUUCAGCCUCACUCUUAAUGAACCCCCUGUCUCUGAUAGUGGGAAUUACACCUGCACCAUCAUUAAUGAAGAAGAAGAAAUUAAGCUGUCAGAAGUUCAGCUAAAUGUCAAAGCAAUUCCAACUUGGGUUCUGCUGGUUCUGCUGGUUUUGCUGGUUCUUACCAUUUUUGUGAGCCUUUUUUUUAAGUUCCGACAAUAUUUAAUGUCAGAAAUUUCUACUCGGGCCAGAAUUCUCUUGGUUUUACUGGUUUUGCUGGUUCUUGUUCUUGUUUCCGGGGCCCUUUUAUUCUAUUUCCAACAUAAAUUUAAGUCAAAAAUUCCAACUUUGGCCUUAGGUGUCCUGUUUCUGCUGUUGUUUCUCACUAUCAAUGUGAGCACUUUGUUCCAUUUUCGACAACGAUACAUAUCAAAAAUUUCAUUUUGGACCAGAAUUCUCCUGAUUGUGCGGGUUUUCCUGGUUCUGCUGGGUCCUGUUUUUUCUGUGGGCUGGUUUUUUAAUUUUAUACCAGGCAAGUCCCUUUUUAUGACAGUAUUAAUGCUAAUAUCUGGCAUGCUGAGUGUUCAGUGUUAUGACUGUAAGAAACUGAACCCACAUCAAUAUGCUUUUGAUGUGGGUUCACAUCAAAACCCACGUUAAUAACUUAAUAUUUCUUUUUUUAUUCCAUAGGAAUAUAUUUAACAUUUUUAGGAAUUGCUGUUGUUGUGAUGGCUGUUCUUGCUAUUUGUGCGGAAAUUGUAUUUCAUUUCAAAGACUAUUUGCUACCAGGUGAGUCUCUUCUACAGUAUAACUUUAAAUAGAGCAGUCUUCUCAGAGUCGAAAUAAAAAAGCUCCUGCAAAAAAAGACUGUUCAACAAACAUUUUCAAAUUGUGCUUCAUUAGGCUUUAGAUCAGGCCUAAAAAAUCCAGCCCAGCUCAAGCACAUAGGUAUUGUGUUAAUUAAGUUACAGGCCCAAGCCAGAAGUAAUAUUUAUAAUGAACCUUUUACUGCCUUCAUUUUUAGAACACCAUUUGACAAAGCAGUGUAACUUCUCCUGUUUUUAGCUUUUAUUUAAUGA
Xiphophorus couchianus (Monterrey platyfish) is the source of this 1715-nucleotide messenger RNA. RefSeq lists its product as uncharacterized. Gene Ontology annotation, biological process: regulation of cytokine production; T cell receptor signaling pathway; T cell costimulation. The transcript has 7 exons. The record is from RefSeq and is a predicted model, not a curated record. Bases 280 to 1296 code for a protein of 338 amino acids. Gene Ontology annotation, molecular function: signaling receptor binding. Lineage: Eukaryota; Metazoa; Chordata; Actinopteri; Cyprinodontiformes; Poeciliidae. Gene Ontology annotation, cellular component: external side of plasma membrane.